Molecule: messenger RNA, 876 nt
Organism: Fraxinus pennsylvanica
Lineage: Eukaryota; Viridiplantae; Streptophyta; Magnoliopsida; Lamiales; Oleaceae
Source: the annotation of a GenBank genome assembly
AUGGAGGUGAUGUAUUGUCAGCAAAUGGGGAGUUCUUACAGUGAAACUUUGAAAGUUUUGGAGUCUGAUAUAAAGUAUGCAAAUGCUAUGGCUGCGGCAAUUCCGAAAGCUAAGGAUGGUGCACAACUUCAAAUGAAAUUGGUUUACAAUCAAUUGGCACCUCACUUUUUGUUUUUGCUUCAAUGGAUGGAUUGUUCCUGCAUGUGCUUUUUCCCUAGAUAUUUCAAUUUUUUCCACGUACUUAUUUACAAGGUAUAUACAGACGGAAGGCCAAAAAUAUCGACUCGUGGAAGGAAAGCAACUAUUAGAGACUUUUAUGCUGUCAUAUUGCCAUCACUUCAACGACUCCAGAGUGACUUUGUAGAGCUGGGUAGUACUGGACAUGAUGAUCCUCGUCUGAAAAGCAUUGGCAAGAAGAGGCUAGCAGAUGGCGGGUUUUCCAACUUCGAUUCGCGAAGAGAUGAAGAAUGUGGGAUAUGCUUAGAGCCUUGCACCAAGAUGGUCUUGCCUAAUUGCUGCCAUGAAAUGUGCAUAAACUGCUAUCGCGAUUGGAGUACAAGAUCGGAGUCGUGUCCAUUUUGUCGUGGUGGCAUAAGAAGAGUAGAGUCAAGAGACCUAUGGGUUCUUACAUGCAAUGAUGAUGUGGUUGACGCUGACACUGUUUCUAGAGAGGACGUGUUGCAUUUCUACCUAUAUAUCAGUGGCCUGCCUAAAGAUUCCCCUGAUACCCUGUUCUUAAUGGUAGCCACACAAGAGCUGCAAGUUGAAGUCGAGUUGUGCUUCAACAAAUUUCGAGCAUCCUUAAAAGGCAUACUUGAGCAGCAGUACCCACAACCCAGAAAGAUCCCUCAAUUCUUUCUAAGGUUAUGUACCUGA